Messenger RNA from Aspergillus alliaceus, 2349 nucleotides. Its product is annotated as putative MFS allantoate transporter. The record is from RefSeq and is a predicted model, not a curated record. NCBI's taxonomy places the organism in Eukaryota, Fungi, Ascomycota, Eurotiomycetes, Eurotiales, Aspergillaceae. Gene Ontology annotation, cellular component: membrane. Gene Ontology annotation, molecular function: transmembrane transporter activity. The coding region runs from base 265 to 1806 and encodes 513 amino acids. The transcript is spliced from 6 exons. Gene Ontology annotation, biological process: transmembrane transport.
CCCAGCAACUGGAGUCCAGCCAGUGGGUCUAUCUCUCCACCCCGUGCGGGGAAAGGAUAGAAUCAACCUCUCGAUAAGCCCGUGCCAAGUGAUAACACGCGAAAGACCUUUAUCUCUUGAUAAUAGAGAAGCUUCGUAUUGCGGCCUUUGGGCCCAAUGGAAAUCCGGGUAUAAAGAACCCGACCCCGACCAUGAAAGAGAUGACGUCUCCAACGACUUUAAUCCCCCAGAUCGAAGUGGACUACGUUACCCGCUUUUGUCCCCAUGAUUGACGCUGCCAAGGAUACGAAAGACGAUGUGCGGAGCUCCGCCAGCGUCGAGAAACACGAUGUGACGUCGGGCGAGAUCCGCGACAUUGGAGCAGACCUCUACGCUGAAAUUGAUCAACUGUCACCAGAAGAGCUCGAGCGCGAAGGCGUCGAAGUGCGCAAGCUUUUGGACUGGAGGAUUAUGCCCAUGCUCUAUGUGACAUACGUUAUACAAUUUUUAGACAAGCUGUCACUCAAUUAUGCCUCCGCUUAUUCGUUCAUCCCUGACCUCGGUCUCGAGGGCCAGAGGUACUCCUGGGUUGCAGCAAUCUUCAACUUCGGAUAUCUCUUUUGGGCUAUACCGUCCAACUUAAUGAUCCAACGUCUGCCGCUUGCGAAAUACAUGGGCACAGUUCUUCUGAUUUGGGCCGGCCUCGUCAUUGCACACAUCGGUGCCAAAAACUAUGCCGGGAUAUUGGUCUUGAGAUUUCUCUUAGGUAUGGCGGAGGCAGGAGUUAGCCCGUGUAUGAUGAACUUCACCUCGAUGUUCUAUAAGCGAUCCGAACAGCCUCUCCGGAUGAGUAUCUGGCUAUCUGGGAACGGGAUGGCAACAAUGGUCGGUGCUCUCCUGGGGUUCGGACUAGGCCACUCUCACAACACCAGUCUGCGAAGCUGGCAAUUGAUCUUCCUCACAAUCGGCCUACUCAAUUUUAUGAUCGGGUGCUUCUUCCUCUGGCUCGUGCCCGACUCACCGAGCACAGCUAAGUUCCUAUCACACAGACAGCGCAUCGUGGCUGUCCAUCGAGUAUCGGAGAAUAUGAUUGGUAUCAAGACCAAAGAAAUCAAGCCGCGUCAAGCUUUGGAACUCUUGUACGACGUCAAAGUAUUCUGCUGUAUCGGCAUUGGCAUCGCUUGCGGCGUCAUCAACGGCGGCGUUUCUAACUUCUCCUCAUCUCUGAUCAAGGGAUAUGGCUUUAGUGGCAUCUAUGCAACACUCCUGCAACUGCCAACAGGGGCCAUCGAAGCUUUGGUAGUCCCCAUUUGCGGUUUAAUAUCGACUUAUGUACGAGACUCGCGCUGUAUAGUCUUAGCCGUCGUGUGUCUGAUUCCCUUCGGCGGCCUCCUCGGCAUUCGCUUCACGAACUUUGACCAUCGAUGGACCUUGGUAGGCUGUACAUGGCUCCAAUACAUCAUCGGAGCUCCAGUUAUUGUGUCCUGGAACCUUCUCUCGACCAACGUAGCCGGUCAUACGAAACGCUCCCUCGCAAACGGGCUCUGGUUCACGGUGUAUGCGGCUGGGAAUGUCGCGGGAGCCAACAUCUUCUUUGCUCGCGAAGCUCCGCGUUAUUAUUCGGCUUUGACUGGUCUUCUCGUCUGCUACGCGGGAAUGAUAGUUCUGGCUGCUGUCGCCUAUGUAGCCAUGAAGUGGGAAAAUAUGCGAAGGAAUCGCAGCAUGGCGCUAGAGGAAACGGCAGGCCAGCGUGAAGAUGCUGCUGUUCUUGAUGGCUUUAAGGAUAUGACGGAUAUGGAGUCGAAGAAUUUCAGAUAUGCGCUUUAAUUGCAGGUAGACGGACAGUAGAGUAUCUCUCAUAUAGCGAUUCGUAAUUCCGCGAUGUUUUCUUCUAUAAUGCGCAAACUGACUCCCUGUUUAUUCCUACUCCGGGUAAAAAUUCCCUAACUAUCGUGAAUCAAAGUUCUCAAUAGUAUCGUAAUGCAACUCGUGAUAAUACUUGCCCCGAGUAUCGCUAUCGUCCUGGCCAGUUUCUUGUUUCUACGACUCCGGGCUGUUGGGCCGAUUGAACUAACUCACAUAACGUCUCCAUGUCGGGGCUGUUACAAAAGCCAUUAUAUCUGAGUUCCUCGUCUCAACUUGAGUACAUGACUCCAAUUUGAAUACACUCUACGGAUAGUUAGAUUGGUAGCAGUGCUUAUUGCAUUGCCUCUGUCUUCGGGGCCAUCUAUGAACAUUCCGAAUCUGGUAUUGUAGUUGUGGAAGGCCUAGAAUAGUUCUAUCAAUAGUCUGCUGCCGAUGAUCCAAUCACGAUGCUCUUUGCGGAUAUGUUCUCGUAUUCUUGGGCCGGUCUGGCGAGGGGUACAUAGC